AUGUCAGACGAUGGCAAUCUGCCUAUGAAACCACCACCGCAGUCCUCGUCCUCCCUUCCACUGCCAUCCAUGCAGCUGCUGUUAUGCCAACCGGCCCGGCGCCUCAGAUGUCUUCUGAAUGCCUUCAUCCGGCUUUCAAAUCUCUACCCAGAGGACCAUCUUGAUCGCGCGGAGUGUAUCGUUCUUAUAACACAACUACAGAAGACAAUUUCAAAGUCAGAAUCCAUAUACAGGGCUGCCGAGGCCUAUCUCCUGACCUCCGAAUUCUGUCCCGAUCUGCGCUACUUACAUUUCCCCAUGCCAUCUGCCCACAUCAUGAAUGGAGAAAGAACCUUCAGUCCUGAUGAUCCGCUGGUUAAUCAGAGAAAUCUGCGUGACUUCUUGUCCUUUAUCGCGCGAUCGAAUGAGACCUCCAGUCUGAUAAGGGUCGGCUUCUUGCAGAAGCUCUCUAAACGUGGCUUCCAGGCACGCAUGGCACUCCUGUUUUCCGACCGUCUGGUUUGCUGUGGCCGCACCUCCGGAUCGCGUUCCAUCCGGCUAAAGGUGACUGUCGUAAUCUCCGUUUUUUCCUUUAAAAUGUUUCUCUUGGAUGUGCUUAUCUUUUUCAUCUCCAUUCUACGAUCCUCGACUAUAAAGAUCCGUGGCAGCAUCUCCCUUCGCAACGCGCGCCUCGAGCCCAGAAUGGUCCCCUCGGCGUCUUUUUGUAAUGCCACCGGCUCCUACCCGGACUGCCUGGACUCCACUACACGGCGUGCUUCCGUAGGAGGCGGCGGGAAGGGGCAACGAACUGCCAACCCCGCUAGUCACUACAGUCACUGUUUUACCCUCCUCGGUGUGGCCGAGGAACUGGAC
Messenger RNA from Dibothriocephalus latus, 852 nucleotides. The record is from the annotation of a GenBank genome assembly. Lineage: Eukaryota; Metazoa; Platyhelminthes; Cestoda; Diphyllobothriidea; Diphyllobothriidae.